Messenger RNA from Scleropages formosus (Asian bonytongue), 3057 nucleotides. RefSeq names its product nuclear VCP like (gene nvl). The record is from RefSeq and is a predicted model, not a curated record. NCBI's taxonomy places the organism in Eukaryota, Metazoa, Chordata, Actinopteri, Osteoglossiformes, Osteoglossidae. Gene Ontology annotation, molecular function: ATP binding; ATP hydrolysis activity.
CGACGGAAGUGCUGCCCAACGCGCCAGAUCGCUGACGGGUGAUAAUUUAGACUCUCUCGGCGUAAACGGCAGCGUUACGGAUAACUGUUUGCAAGGACCCCUGUCUCACGUGGAAUCGCGAGUGCGCUGAACUCUCCGAAAUCCAACUUCUUCAGCAAGUGUGCAGUUCAACUGAAUAGGAGAAGCGGAGUGCGGAUGAUGAAGAACAGAAGUGGCAGCGGAGUUGACAAGAGACUCAGACAGAGGGUUGAGCAGUACCUCAGCACACAUGACAGCCAGUAUGUUGACCUUGUCACAGUUGCAGCAGACCUGCAGAAACUUUACAGAAUGGAUUAUGGGCGUCGGAAUAAAACGGCUUUUAGGAUUCAGGUGGAAAAAGUGUAUGGAGUGAUAUGUGGUGAGUCAGGCAUUGUGGGUCUGGAGAACAAGCACUUGGCCAAAAGAGCCAGGCACAGCCAGGACCCUGAAAUGGAUGACGACAGUGACACGGACAAAAACUCUUCAGACAGCGAAGCAGACGUUCCUGAUAAUCCGUUCACAAAUCACAUGAACAACUCGCUGAUGUCCCUGUACCGGAAAGGGGCCCCAGAGAGCGGUACUCCACAGAGAGAGAAGCCUACGGGUGGUUCUGUUGCAAACAGCACUGCUGUUUCAGCCACCAAAGUGUCCAGUGGAGGCUGGUUCAUUGAUAAGGGUCGUGGCGCAGAGGACGACAACAUCCUCAUUGACCUGUGUGAGGAAGAUGCCGGAAGCCCUGUGCAGAAGCAAACUGAUGUGUCGAUGCUAGAGGCAGAGAAGAAACCAAAGAAGAACCGAGUGAAAAGAGGAAAAAGGAGGAAGGAGGGAGAGCUGCUGGUUGCUGAUGGAGUGAUAGAGUCCAGUGUAAAGGAUGCAAAAGCGAGAACGAAAGCGCCAGAACUGCAGCAUCCCAGUGUGACGUUUGAGGAUAUUGGUGGAAAUGAGGAGAUGUUGAAGGAAGUGUGCAAGUUGCUCAUCCACAUGAGGCACCCGGAGGUGUACCAGCAGCUCGGCGUGGUUCCCCCACGUGGGUUCCUCCUGCAUGGCCCACCUGGCUGUGGGAAGACUCUGCUUGCCCACGCUGUGGCUGGGGUGAGUAGUGUUAGUGCCAUUACUAGGUCUGGAGACCCAUGCUUUGCGUAUUCCACGUCACUUCUCUCCUAGGGUCUGUGAGGUGACUAAGAUUUCUUGCACAUGUUUAUGCAGGAGAUGGCGCUGCCUCUGCUGAAGGUGUCUGCCCCAGAACUGGUGUCAGGGGUGUCUGGGGAGUCAGAGCAGAAGCUGCGGGAGCUUUUUGAACAGGCAGUAACCAAUGCACCAUGCAUCUUAUUCAUCGAUGAGAUUGAUGCUAUCACCCCUAAGAGGGAGGUAGCAUCCAAGGACAUGGAGAGGAGAAUUGUGGCUCAACUGCUUACUUGCAUGGAUGACCUGAACUCGCUGGCGGUCACUGCACAGGUACUGGUCAUAGGUGCCACCAAUCGGCCAGACUCCUUGGACCCAGCGCUCCGCAGGGCAGGUCGCUUUGACCGGGAGGUCUGCCUGGGCAUCCCCGAUGAAGGGGCCCGCCUCAGGAUCUUGAAAACUCUUUGCCGCAAGCUCACCCUCCCCACAGACUUUGACUUUCAGCUGCUCGCUCGCCUCACCCCAGGCUACGUGGGGGCUGACCUAAUGGCGCUUUGUCGCGAAGCAGCUAUGAAUGCUGUGAACAGGGCAUUAUUUCAGCUCAAGCAGAAGGAUUUGCAGGUGAACACAUCUGAACCCCUGACCCAAAACGGAUUGCUCUCACCAGCUCAGGUGGUUGCAGCACAGGACAGUAAUACCUCUGCGCCCGAGGCACAGAUCCUUCACACUUUGUGUCCAGGAUCACAUGAGAUAACUGACAUGAGUCUUCCUGAGGAAGGAGCCCUGCCCACUUUGGCAACCACUCCUGCACAGGAUGAGCUGUGCAGCCUUCUGUCUCUCCUGAAGAGCGAUACUGCCCUUUCUGGGGAGCAGCUAUCAAACCUUUGUAUCCUCAUGUCGGAUUUCCAGGAAUCCUUGUCUUGCGUGCAGCCCUCAGCCAAGAGGGAAGGCUUUGCAACCGUGCCUGAUGUCACAUGGGCCGACAUUGGUGCUCUGCAGGACAUCCGCGAGGAGCUCACCAUGGCCAUCCUGGCUCCAGUUCGCAGUCCAGAGCAGUUUAAGGCCUUGGGCCUCACUGCUCCUGCAGGGGUACUGCUUGCCGGACCCCCCGGCUGUGGGAAGACCCUGCUUGCUAAGGCUGUUGCCAAUGAAUCGGGUUUGAACUUCAUCUCAGUAAAAGGACCAGAGCUGCUGAACAUGUACGUUGGAGAGAGUGAACGGGCUGUCCGGCAAGUAUUUCAGAGAGGCCGGAACUGCCCCUGUGUCAUUUUCUUUGACGAGAUUGAUGCUCUUUGUCCUCGUCGCUCUGGGCAUGAGUCUGGGGCCAGUGUUCGCGUUGUCAACCAGCUUCUCACAGAGAUGGAUGGCUUGGAGACUCGUCGGCAGGUCUUCAUAAUGGCUGCCACUAACAGGCCAGAUAUCAUUGACCCUGCAGUGCUCCGACCAGGUCGCCUUGACAAGACCCUGUAUGUGGGCCUGCCCCUUCCAUCUGACAGGCAUGCCAUCUUACUUACAGUGACAAAGGGUGGUAUGAGGCCUCCGCUGGAGGCAGAUGUCAACCUGGAAGAGAUUGCCUACGAUGAGCGCUGUGACUGUUUCACGGGGGCCGACCUGUCAGCACUAGUGAGAGAGGCCUCUGUAAAUGCUCUCAGGGCUCAUCUGGACUCCUGCUCCACAGAUCACACUUUUUCUUCAAACUCUGUGGUGGAUAUAAGAGUCAGCAGACAGAACUUUGAAGAUGCCUUCAAAAAAGUUCGCCCAUCUGUAUCCAAAAAAGACCAGAGAAUGUAUGAGCAGCUGAAGGACUCACUGAUGAGAUGAGUCAGUGCUGGUGGGCAGCAUACAGUGGGUGCACUCAUUCACACCAUCCAGAAAAUCAGUUCUGCAGGAGUCCUUUGUGUACAAGAUGUUUUUUUU